Daktulosphaira vitifoliae (grape phylloxera) is the source of this 1651-nucleotide messenger RNA. RefSeq names its product sodium channel protein Nach-like. Gene Ontology annotation, cellular component: membrane. The record is from RefSeq and is a predicted model, not a curated record. NCBI's taxonomy places the organism in Eukaryota, Metazoa, Arthropoda, Insecta, Hemiptera, Phylloxeridae. Gene Ontology annotation, biological process: sodium ion transmembrane transport. The transcript is spliced from 9 exons. Gene Ontology annotation, molecular function: ligand-gated sodium channel activity. The coding region runs from base 63 to 1472 and encodes 469 amino acids.
AAAAAAAGAAUUUCCUCAUUAUAAGUAAUAUUUUUUGGUCGGAAUACCUUUUUAUUGCAAACAUGCAAACCAUACAAAGAAAACGUAUAAACAACAAUUCUAACGAAAAAAAAUUAUGGAAUCCUUUAAAAAAAUCAUUAUUAUAUUUAAAAGAAUUUUCAGAAAUAACUUCAUUACAUGGAAUAAGACACAUAGGACUUUCCAAUAGACAUGUCUUAGAAGUGGCACUGUGGCUAUUAUGUGUAAUAAUGUCAGUUUAUGGAUCAAUUGCUUUAAUGAUAAACAGCUAUGAAAGGUAUAACACGAAUCCAACAGUAAUUACAGUAGAAAAAAACUAUCGAUACUGGUAUAUUCAGUUUCCAAGCGCCACCUUUUGUUAUGCAGACCCUAUUAACAAGGAUUUAGCCAAAGAGUACAUCAAAGAGAAAUGGAACGUUAGCUCUGGAGAAGAAUUUGACUACUACAUGAAAUUUAUUACAGAAGCAGUUAAUGUAACAUAUGAAAGCCUUAAUUUGAUGAUACCAUAUUCAAAAAAUCCCAAGCUUAAUAAAAUUAAUUUAAAAGAAUUAUCUGAUAGGGUUCACGUGGAGUUGCGAUUUAAAUCAUCUAUAUUUAAUACUGAAUAUCAAAAUAUAUCUUUUGAACCAGUUCUCACUGAAAUGGGUACUUGCUAUACUUUUAGUGGUACAAUAACCGAAUACUUCCGACCAAACGGCAAAAUACAAAUAAAGCGAAACUACUCUCCACCAUCAUGUAAUUUUUUCAAUUCAUUGUGCUAUGCUAGAGCUGAAAGUUUAUCUCGGAUUGUUGCGUAUUAUGUACACUACGCAAGAGAAUUACCAAAUAUAGUGGAUAAGUAUUUCUUAGUAGUAGAUAAUAUGGAACGAGACACGACCUUCACAUUCUGGGAGAUGACAUCUGCACAAGAAUUAAGAAAAUUAAGCCCCGUGCAACGUCAAUGCCGUUACAUGGACGAGCCAAUGGACCGUUCCUUUCCUGUGUACAGUUACAAUAUAUGCCGGAUGAUUUGCAGACGGAACUUGGCUAUAAAAUAUUGUGGGUGUACACCGCAUUUUUAUUUGAACCGCGAUAACUCUAAGAUUUGUGAUCUCGAAGGAUUAGCGUGCCUGUCACCAUACAACGAAACCCUUAUAACUCUGCAAAAUACCGAUGGAUCGCAAAUCUGGUGCAACUGUUUGAUGCCAUGUGAAGAUUCUAAGCUUUUUUUAGACAGAGAUUCUAAACGCACAUGGUCUUAUCCAGUACCGUAUGACAUUCGUUUCCGUUGGGCUAUUGACAAAUAUAGUAAGACACGGUUACGACGUGACGUCAUCUAUAGCUUUGAAGAUUUACUUGUUUCUCUUGGAGGUACUGCAUCUUUUUUUUUGGGAUGUAGUGUAUUGUCUUUUGUUGAGAUCGCAUAUUUCUUCACAAUCAGAUUGUUUUGGUACGUCAGAUAUAAAACAGAUUAGUGCUUAUACUGUAAUGUAUCAUUAAAAAAUAAUCAAGUUAUGUACUAAUUUAUAAUUCUUUUUUUUCUCUCAAAUUAUUUUUAAAAUAAUUCAAUAUUUUAUCAAAUUAAAUAAUUCGAUAAUAUUAUAUUGUUAGAAUAUAAAUUGUUAAAAACUGAGUGUAAUUUUUUAAAGAAAAC